GGCAUGCUAUGCUUUCUUGAAUAGAACGAGAUGCGAUCGAGACGAUGAAUUUGACUGGAAUAUUGUUGCUACUUUUCGUGCCUCUUCUCUCUGCGCAUUGUCCAAGCCAAAUCAGUGCUCGGAUACAAGAAUGCGUACGGCCUGUCGCUGACUACGCCAAGCUACUCAACACUAAUCAGGACAAACCUCAUGGGAGCAAAUCCGAGAUUGGCAGCGCCUUUUCACUGCCAAACAUGGGUGGACGAGUGUUCAAUGAACUUUGCAAGUUGAUAGCAAAGUUCAAUGUUUGCGUUCGCGAACAUCGUGCGCAAUGUCCACGACAUGUGACUAUAAGCCUUAUCGACUCCUCCUAUGGUUACUUAUGCAACGAAGGAUAUAAUACUUUUAUGGAAUCAGCCGAGUGCCUCAUGGAGCUGGAUAGAAAGCCAGCGGUCAAGCGAUGCCAUGACGAGACACUAGUAGAGAUUGAAACGGCCAACACAGAGACGGGGAUCGCAAUGGCGGCAAAACUCGAGCGGAUGUGUGGAGCACUGAACUUCUUCGCUGGUUGUGUGAAAACCCCUAUCAAGCACGACUGCGGGUCUUCAGCGUGGCAAGUGAUAUACAGAGUGCUCAAGGACACCACCAAUACCCUCAUGCCUGGAUGUCAGUUUACCGGCGCCUCAGCCCGUCUCAUCUCCUCCGAGACCGAGGAACUCCACACUCUACCCAUUACUUCAACACCUCACUACAUACCGGAACCGCCACCCACCACGACCCCGUUCGUCUACGUUGAAGAGUUGACCUACCCUCCCAUAUCCUCAUCAGCCUCCGAUAACUCUAGGAAAGGCAUGAAGAAGAAUAUCGUGAGCGAAGAGCUCGCGCUAUUAAAUUCCAGCUCUCAAAUGACUAUCUGCUUCCUGUUGUUCAUUGUGAUGUUUUGCUGAGUUAGCCAUGUCGAUAUGGUCAUGUCCUACGUGUAUCUGUAUAUUACUCACUGUAUGUUGUGUGAUAAAUCCUCUGUUGUAUAUGCACAUAAAGUUAGUAAAUCUUUUGAUC
This is a messenger RNA of Cylicocyclus nassatus, 1038 nucleotides long. The record is from the annotation of a GenBank genome assembly. NCBI's taxonomy places the organism in Eukaryota, Metazoa, Nematoda, Chromadorea, Rhabditida, Strongylidae.